ACACUGAAUGUUCUAACUGUGUUUGUGCGCGACUAUUUUUUUGGUCGCUAUUUUUAACAAAUAAACUGGAGAACGGCGAUCGAACGGCUUUCGCAAAUAGUUUAAGUCUGCUCGAUCAGGAGUUUGUCCAUAAUGUCGGCUGUGAUAUCGAGUUGUUCGUAAAGAAGCGCCUGAGUAGUGGCGUGCUGCUCUUCCCACCUGUGGGCAAUUACCGCCGUUAUCUCAUCCAUCAAACAUGUGAGAACUACCGCCAGCAGUACGAUCUGUUCACCUUCUCAGUGGGACAAGGAGCGCUGCGGCGCACCGUCUUAUGUUUUCGCAAUCAGCUCCUCGAUCCGCACGGCUUUGAGGCUCGCAAGCAGCAGCAGCAGAGAGAGAAGGAGCGCGAAAAGCACCAGCACCAACAGCAGCAGCAGCGGGAGCGAGAGGCAGCCAGGCGAAGCUGGCGGAGCAACGCCAACGCCACCGUUAACGGCAACAACAAUUCGCACGUCGACGCUCACAACGGCAGAAGCAGCAGCGCCAGCCGAAGACACAUAACGGAGCUCUGUAAAAUGGGCGUUAAGAAGCAUAUCAGCGAAACACCAUUAAGCAAAUCAAACUCAGUGGAUUUAUACAGACCUCCAGCACUGAGAAACAGUAGUAAUAAUAACAACAAUAGCAGCAGCGAAGAAGCAGCUGCAACGAAUGAAGCAACAAAUACAACAAGCACUACUACAAUAAAAAAAAUAGCUGCAGGCCCAGCAACAACAACUGCAUCUACAACUCCUACCUCGAAAGAAUCCCCGAACAGAGAGCAACAGGCGGCGGACACCUCUGCAGCAGCAGCAGCGGCGGCAGCAGCAGCAGCGACUCGUCGUGAACGCCGUCCCGAUCGCGCCGUUUAUGUGCCAAGGGCACGUCGCAGUCAAACCACACCACCGACCGCAACAACAACGCUUACAGCAGCAGCAGCUACAACUACAACAGCAGCAGCAAUGGCGCCAGCACCAGUACCAGCGGCAGCAGCAAUUACAACAUCACCAACGACAGCCGCUCUGCCGGCUGUGGAAUCACCGCCAGUCGCAGAAAUGAACUCGUCCAAAGCAGACGAAGGUACUAACGGUCAGCAGCCUAAAUCGAAGAAAUCCAGGUCGCAUCGCGAUCGCAGGGAACGCGGCAAGAAAUCGGCAGCGGAAAAGUCCACUGUGCUUGUAAUAGCAGGAACUGAAAACGACUCUGAAUCAAACCAAGACAACCGACCGGCCAAGCCAGUGGACUGUGAUAAGGAGAUCAUCAUGAGCGGCGCCCAGCGUACAAAGCCAGGCAGUGGCCAUAAUAAAUCAGCCAGCAAUGGCAAACAACAGACAUCCCCGUCAUUGCGCAUUGAGGAUGUGGCCGUGGCCAGGACCACCAAUGGCGAGGAAGCGGCCAAAUGUGAUAACGAUGUGCGCGAGCUGCAACGAGCCUCAAAGGAAAUCAACCGCAGCAAUCGACGCAUCAUGAAACAAACCUUCGACUCGGAUGUGCUGGAGAUUCCAGAGAAGAUCGAGACAGGGCCCAAGGCAAACCCAUUAGCAAUAUCCUCAGCGAAACCACCUGCAGACAGCACCACCGAAGACGAUGACGAGGAGGACGAGGAUGACUGGGAGAAUAUGUUUGAUGAGAGCGGCGACUGUUUGGAUCCCAAGAUACUCCAAGAACUGAACGAGUCCGUGGGCAAGUGCAAGAUAGAACUGCCUAAAAUGGAUUACACCCUCUUUCACAUCAAACAACAAUUGCUCAACGAGGAAGAGUUCCCCCACGUCCUGGAGGUGUCCAAUUUCCCGGUAGAGUUCAAAACUCCUGACCUGCUCAUGCUGUUCUCCCAGUACAAAGGCAGUGGCUUCGACAUCAAAUGGGUCGACGAUACUCAUGCCCUGGCUGUCUUUAGCAGUUCCCGCAUCGCUGCUGAAGUCCUGACAAUGGGGCAUCCGUUUGUCAAGUUGAAGCCACUGGCCGAGGCCACACUAGAGUCGCGACUGAAGGCCAAGAAGUCGGGGGCUACCUCGCUGCAGCCCUAUCGCCAGCGUCCGGAAACGUGCACAGCCCUGGCCCGGCGUCUAGUGUCCGGUGCUUUGGGAGUUAAGCUGCCAACGGCGCCGCAGGAGCGAGAGAACGAAAGGCGCGUACUACGUGAAGCCAAAGAACGUAAACUGUUAGCUGCCAAACAGCGGGACGAGGUCUGGGAGAGCUAGACUGUCGCGAAAGCGGAAGCGGAAGGCUAGGUGCAUUUUUUCUCACAUGCGCAACGCAUGCCCCCCAAUAACUGCAACAGCAACAACCACAUGAAGAUCAACUGGAACAACUUACCAACCAUGAAAAACCCACAAAAAUACACUUUCUCAAUCAAAGCUAGCAAACUAAGAGAGUAAUUUGCAUGCCAAGCAAUGAAUGUACUUUAAAUGUUCGCUUUUUGUGCAAUUAACACAGAUUUUUGCUCAAUUUGUUGUAGGUUUUAGCAGCGGAUGCAUUGAUGUAAUAUUAUGCAUAAUAUAUCGUCUUAGGCCGUAAGAGAGAAGUAUUUAUUGGUCGUAGAAAAUAAACAUGCAUCUGCGUG
Drosophila kikkawai is the source of this 2578-nucleotide messenger RNA. Its product is annotated as coiled-coil domain-containing protein R3HCC1L. The record is from RefSeq and is a predicted model, not a curated record. Gene Ontology annotation, molecular function: nucleic acid binding. NCBI's taxonomy places the organism in Eukaryota, Metazoa, Arthropoda, Insecta, Diptera, Drosophilidae.